CUGUGCCGUUGCGCCGUGGAGACAGUUGGUGGAGGAGAGGAGGGGAAAGUGUCUGAUCUGGGGUCUGCUUUCAGAGAGACGCAUCACAUCCAUCCAUCUGUCUGUAGAAGGAAAGAGACGCGCUCAGGCUACUUUCCAAUGAGCAGACAGACUUAAAGACAAGUGUUGGGGCUGGAUCAAGGCGGGCGGCAGGAGCUCCUCUGACUGCGUCUCUCCUCCUUGGAUGUAUCAGAGAGGAGGGGAGGCUUUCUCAUCUGAGCCCCUCCGGACAUGAGCCACACGGCGGAUAUGAAGGAAGGUGACGGAAAGUGAUUGAAGAGGAUAAAAUGAUGGCUGCUUUCCUCUCUUCUCUCGUUUUAUUCUUUUCUUUCAGGAGGGCUGAUCUGUAAGGUGACACCCGAGCUUUAUAAAGCAGCUUUUAAAUUGUCUUCAUCCUCCUGCUUCACCUCAGCUGGUGAUCCUGGUUAUUUAAUCAAAGUUGAAAGUUAUUAUCAUGGGAUGUCUCCUGACUUAUAGUCAAUUUUAAACCACUUUUUAAAAAGAAAUUCCUUUUCUGAUCUAAUUUGGUACACCUGAGACUUGAUCAUGGCCAUCAACACGGACACCGACUUCCUACAGUCCAACUUGAGUGAGGGUGGAGGAGGCGCACAGCCCGCGGACCCCCACGAGACGGAGAAACUCCUGGCUCUGACCACCGAGCCCGGAGGCAACGGGAUGAAGAUGUCCACCUCCUUCACGGUCAACAUGGACAGCGACAAGGGCCUGGAGGCCGACCAGAACGGCCACAGCGUCGCCGUCAGGUCGGGCUCCGCCGGGCAGCUGACCGCCGCCGCCCCCCUCUCCCCAUCCAAGGCCAGCCUGAGCCGCUCCUCCACCGGGAACGCUACAGUCCAGGAGACCCCGAAGCCCAGGGAUUACCUCAUCCUCGUCAUCAUGUCCUGCUUCUGCCCCGUCUGGCCCGUCAGCAUUGUCGCACUGGUGUACUCCAUCAUGUCCAGAAACAGUCUCCAGGUGGGGGACAUCGACGGGGCCAGGAGGCUGGGUCGACUGGCACGUCUGCUCAGUAUCGUCGCCAUCGUCCUUGGCGUUGUCAUCAUCGUAGCCUAUGGCUCAUUUGCAGCUGUAAACCAUUGACAUGGAGGACCCGAGGGGAAGAAAUGAACCAUGAAAGCCGAACCACGGAUGCAACAAGGGGGGGAAAAGCUCAUUCCAAAACAAACAACAACAAAAAAAAAAAACAA
Epinephelus moara (kelp grouper) is the source of this 1241-nucleotide messenger RNA. RefSeq names its product trafficking regulator of GLUT4 (SLC2A4) 1a (gene trarg1a). The record is from RefSeq and is a predicted model, not a curated record. Lineage: Eukaryota; Metazoa; Chordata; Actinopteri; Perciformes; Serranidae. The coding region runs from base 586 to 1134 and encodes 182 amino acids. The transcript has 3 exons. Gene Ontology annotation, cellular component: membrane.